Molecule: messenger RNA, 2505 nt
Organism: Klebsormidium nitens
Lineage: Eukaryota; Viridiplantae; Streptophyta; Klebsormidiophyceae; Klebsormidiales; Klebsormidiaceae
Source: the annotation of a GenBank genome assembly
AUGGCGCAACGUCCAGAGGCCUCGCCUGGAACAGUUCCCGAUCCCUCUAUUGAGCUGUCAGUAACUCAGGAAGCUCCUGUAAAUGCACCACAAUCCAGGGAGCCUCUGCAACAUCCCGAACCAGUUCCUCUUGAGGGGGAUAUUGAGAUGGGAAUCGGGAUCACUGAGAUCAGCCCUGGUGGAAGGCCCCCUUACUGCGGCUUGUUCAGCUCUGAGGGCGCAGGUGAUCUUUCUACUUCUGAGGUGGGGUCACCAAUCAGCGCAGAGCGCCUGCAGCGAGGUCUCAGCUCAUGCUUGUGUGGGGAGGGGGUGACUAAUGAGAGCCGCCUUGGAAGGCUUCCAUUGCGCACCACCGUCGGGGAGGUGGAUGUGCUGGCGGUGCUUCCCGGUGUUGACAAGAUCGAAGAGAGGCAGCCCUUGAUCAGGAACAUCUCCUCCAAUGCAUCAAGGUACAAGGACCUUGCACUAAACCAGAUUGCACAGAGCUUUGGCAGUCCCGACGGAGGCAACUACCCGUGGCACUGGCACCUGAAGCGGAUCCUUUUCAACCUCUUCCCCUGCUUCUCUUGGCUGGCCUCUUAUGACGUGCGCAAGCACCUGCGCGAUGACAUCAUCGCUGGCAUCACCGUGGGGGUCAUGCUUGUUCCUCAGGCCAUGUCGUACGCCAAGCUGGCAGGCCUCUCCCCCGUGUACGGCCUCUACACGGGCCUCAUGCCCGUCUUCGUGUACGGCCUUUUCGGCAGCUCCCGCCAGCUGGCAGUCGGCCCGGUCGCCAUCGUGUCCCAGCUGGUGCACUCGGGGCUGCUCAGCAUGGUGGAGCCCGGCAAGGGGGCGACCGCCGCGGACAGGGCCGCCCUGCAGGCGCAGUACACAGGCCUCGCCAUCACGCUGUCGCUUUUUGUCGGCCUCGUGGAGUGUAUCUUGGGCCUCCUUCGCCUCGGCUGGCUCAUCCGCUUCGUCAGCCACAGCGUCAUCUCCGGGUUUACCUCCGGGGCUGCCACCACCAUCGCCCUUUCUCAGGUCAAGUAUUUCCUGGGUUACAGCAUCACGAGCAGCAACCAGCUAGUGCCGGUCGUCCAGACCAUCUUCGCUAGAAUCGACCAGUUCAAGUGGGAGCCCUUCCUCAUGGGCGUCGUCAUGCUCGGGAUUAUCGUUGGGAUGCGCUCCGCGGGCGACCGAUCGCCGCGGCUUCGGUGGUGCCGCGUCGCCGGACCGCUGAUCACGGUGGUUGCGGGCACCGUAUUUAUGAGCUUCGUCAAGACGAAAGCGAUCUCGACGGUCGGUCCCAUCCCUAAAGGCUUUCCUCCCGCCUCAACGUCCCACUUCCAGACAAACGGCCACUUCAGCCAGCUAUUUUUGACGUCCCUGAUGGUGACAGGUGUCGGCAUCCUGGAGACGGUUGGAAUUGCCAAAGCUCUGGCGUCCAAAAAUGGCUACGAGAUCAACACGAACCAGGAGCUCUUUGGGCUGGGCGUCGCAAACCUGGUCGGCUCAGUGUUCUCGGCAUAUCCGGCCACCGGGUCCUUCUCGCGCUCCGCGGUCAGCAAUGAGAUGGGCGCCAAGACCUGCAUGUCGGGCCUCAUCACUGGCCUCCUCAUCCUGUGCACGCUGCUCUUCCUCACGCCUCUUUUCAAAAAUCUCCCCAACGCGGUGCUUGGCGCGGUUGUGAUCGCCGCCUGCAUCCGGCUCUUCGAUCAUAAGGAGGCCAUCCACUUGUUCAAAACCAACCCCCGCGACUUUCUGCUUUGGCUAGCGGCCUGCCUUGGGACGAUCUUCCUGGGCAUCGAAGUCGGGGUCGCUAUCGCGGUCGGACUCUCCCUGGUAUUCGUCAUCUACGAGUCAGCGAACCCGCACAUGGCGAUCCUGGGGCGCCUCCCGGGCACUGCAGUGUACCGGAACAUCAGGCAGUACCCGGAUGCGAUUACCUAUCCUGGCAUUCUGAUCAUCCGCAUCGACGCCCCCAUGUACUACGCUAACGUCAGCUUCAUCAAGGACCACCUGCGCGCGCACAUGCUGCGCAGCGUGCUGGUUCACUCGGGCAGCGUCCAGGACCCGGAGGCGGCUGCGGCCGCCGCCGACUGGCCGCUCCCGGGCGCGCAGAAGGCGGCCGCGGGGAACGCGGCAGACGUGCGCUACGUCAUUCUCGACAUGAGCCCGGUCACGUAUGUAGAUUCGACGGCGAUCUACGCGCUAAGGGACCUUCACACCGAGUUUGGCGAGCAGGGCGUGCAGCUGGUGCUGUCCAACGCCAAUAAGCGCGUCAUGGUGUCGCUCGCGCGCGGGGGGCUGCUCGAGCUGCUGGGGCCGGAGCGGCACUUUGUGCGCGCGCACGACGCCGUACAGGUCUGCCUUGCCCGUCUCAAGGGCGAGUCGGAGCGGAGGCAGAGCUUUGAUCUGAAGGAUCUGCCCCUUGCGGCACCUGAAUUAUCCCCCAGUACCGACGGGGAAACCGAUGGAGAAUGUCAGGACAUAAGUAAGGACCGCUUUGAAGUUACGACGCCUUGA